Diatraea saccharalis (sugarcane borer) is the source of this 2499-nucleotide messenger RNA. The record is from the annotation of a GenBank genome assembly. NCBI's taxonomy places the organism in Eukaryota, Metazoa, Arthropoda, Insecta, Lepidoptera, Crambidae.
AGUUUGCUUCAAGUGUUCACAGCGAGCGGUUUUCAAAUCGAAAGUAUUACUUUGUCAUUAUUAAUACAAUUGUUUUGAAAUUAAUUGUGUAGACUGUGACAUGUAUUGGUAAAAAUGACGUCAAGAGGAAAAAAACUAGUGUCGUUAGUGGUUAGUAAUAAUGAUUUUACUACCGAAAAUAUACAAUCUAAUAUUAACGUCAGGGAUGUAGAAAUUCAAGAAACCCUGUCAAUAUUUAACAACGAUGAGAAUAUUAUGAUGAGUGGUAUAGAGCUACAUCAAACUUUGACUGAUGGGGAACAAUCAGAUGAUUCAACUGAAAAGGAAUUAGAGAGCUUUUUCGGUGACGUUUCUGAUACAGAUGACCCAACUUACCACCCCCAGGACUACUCACCACAUAUGGGACACGUAGACUCCGCUGAUUUAGUAACAUUACAUGAUUUACUAGGUAGAAGAGACAACGAAACAAGGGAACAGUUUGAAGUCGAAGAGUUGCAAAACAUUAUUGAAGCUGUCCAGGAAGGUGAAAAACAAAAUAGCGAAGCUACUGCCGUAGUUGAAGAUUUUUUGACUGAUCUUCUUAAAAAGACUUGGCUACUCAUAAAACCAACAAAACGGUGGCGCAAAUCUGAUCCCAGUUGUUGGGCUCGUAAUGUAGCAAAAAAAAGACGAGCAGAUGGUUUGUCUUAUAGAACUAAAUCGAAAGUGAGACCUGCCAAAGUGCCUAAAGAUAUUGAUUGCUGCAAAUGUCAAUUCAAAUGUACUGAUAUUUUUACAGCAAAAAAUAGAGAGGAAAUCUGUAGAUAUUUUUGGAAUUUGGAUUUCCAGGCCAAAAAAAAUUUUAUUUUAGUCAAUAUACAAAUACAACUUCCAAAACGAAUCCUGGCUGCCCACAAUAGACACCGCACAGAAAAGACAUAUACUAAAAAAUGUUUUUUUACCAAAGAAAAUGAGAAAAAACAGGUAUGUCAAAAGUUUUUUUGUAAUACUUUGAGUAUCUCACCUUCUGUAAUAACUGAUGCAAUAAAAAAACGAAAUGACAAGAACUGUUUUGAUGCAUGUGAUGCAAGAGGUGGACACACACCUGCUAACAAAACAAAACCUGAUAUUAUUCAUGGAGUAAGGAACCAUAUUGAAUCGUUUCCUUGUAUGGAAGCCCAUUACAGUAGAAAAGACACUCAACGCAGAUACUUAGAUAAAAAUCUUAACAUACGAAAGAUGCAUUUAUUGUACAAAGAUGAGUGUUUAAAAAACGAGGUUGAGCCGGCGUCUGAAAUAACUUAUAGACGAAUAUUUUCCAACGAAUAUAACCUGAGCUUCUUUAUACCUCGAAAAGAUCAAUGCCUAAUUUGCACUAAUUAUGCCCAGGCUGAUACUGAAAAGAAAAAAGAACUUGAAGAAGUUUACUUGGCUCAUCAGGAGAGAAAGAAGACUUGUAAUAAGGAAAAAGAAAAAGAUAAAAUAAAAGCAAACUCAGAGGAGAAUUUUAGUACUGUGACGUUUGAUUUACAAGCAGUUCUCCAAAUACCUACUUGUGAUGUAGGCCUGCUUUAUUAUUCAAGAAAACUAUGUGUUUACAACCUAACAGUAUACGAAGCAGGUCUACCUAAUAAUGCCUAUUGCUUCCCAUGGUCGGAGGUUAACGGCAAGAAAGGUAGUUGCGAAAUUGGUACUAUACUUUUACACUAUCUUACUAAUUGUGUCCCUGAAAACGUCACAGAAAUCAGUUUAUUCUCAGACACAUGUGGCGGUCAAAACCGCAAUCAAUUUGUUGCCGCCUUACUACUUUGGGCAGUCCAGAAAAUUGACCACUUCAAAGUGAUUGAGCAAAAGUUUUUGGAAUCUGGACACAGCCAGAUGGAAGCAGAUUCUAUGCAUAGUAGCAUAGAAUCUGCAAAAAAAAACACGUCCGUUUUUUCUAUGAUGGAAUGGAUAUCAAUUUUUAAACGUGCUAGGCGCAGGCAAACUGUAAAAGUUGAUGGAAAGAAAAUAAUUAGAGAACCAUACCAUGUCAAAGAAUUUAAGUACAAGGAGUUUCUUGACCUGAAGCACCUUGCUGAUGCAAUUAUGAAGAAUAAGACGAAAGAUGAAAAAGGAAACAGAGUACAAUGGUUAAAGAUUAAGAGAAUAAGGUAUGUAAAAGGAGAAGAAAGAAAAUUGUUUUUUAAUUAUGACAUGAGUGAACAUUUUAAUGUCAUGAAUAUUGGGGAAACUCCAUCCACUUUCACAACCCAACAUGAGUAUUCAACGCGAAAGAAAAUGCGACAUACUGAAAAUAACUCACCUGCUGAUCAUGAACUUCCGAACCAGUUAAAUCGUCUGUAUCAAGAACCUCUCAAAAUAACCGAAGCCAAAAAAAGAGAUCUCAUAAAUUUGUGUAAGAAAGGUAUAAUACCAGAAGAGCUACACGGCUGGAUCGAAAACUUAAAAACUGAAAAGUUGAAUGAUAGACUACCUGAGCCGACUGUUAGUGAUUCAGAAAAUGAAGACGAUUGUUAA